Rhopilema esculentum is the source of this 1431-nucleotide messenger RNA. RefSeq lists its product as uncharacterized. The record is from RefSeq and is a predicted model, not a curated record. NCBI's taxonomy places the organism in Eukaryota, Metazoa, Cnidaria, Scyphozoa, Rhizostomeae, Rhizostomatidae. Gene Ontology annotation, cellular component: MIS12/MIND type complex. Gene Ontology annotation, biological process: chromosome segregation.
AUUUUGGCGGGAAAUCAAACUUUCUGCAUUUGGCGACUAGUGUAGACGGUGCAUGUCGUAUAUUGCAACAACUGUAAUGGAAAUUGAUUUAGAAGUUAUGGAUACUGAUUGCAGUGACGACCGAGGCAACCAUCAAAGUUUGCACUGGUCAAAGUUUCGCACAGCCGUCGAUCAUUGUAUUGAAAAGUGUUUGAAAGUCGAUAUGAAGGUUUUCGCUCGACACUACAACCCGGUGUGGAAAAACAACAAGGAGGCCCUUCAAAAUUUAGUUGAAAGAGUUUUAGGCGAAGCAAAAGACGAACUUAAGAAGAAACUUGAAAGGGCGUUUAUCGACGAGGAUAUACCAAAUUUGUUGUGUCUGAUGGACGAAGUUCUCGAAGAAUCGAAUAAAGCAGAUAGCGACAAGGUUGCAUGGAGGCCAACUGGAGAUCCUGAGGCAGACUCUCGGGCAUAUUUUAUGGCCCUUAAAAAAAGGAAACUACAUGAGCUCGAGGUGGAACUGCAAAAGAUUAAGCAAGAAGAGCGAUCUUUACAAGAGAAAGUCGACGAAAAACGAAAUAAGCUAACAGCUACCGAGGAAGAGAUCAAGAUGGCCUAUAGAAGGAGUCAGACGACGGUUGAUAAAUUGACUGAAUUCCAGUUGAAUAAUGACUCGUUUUUAACGGCGCUUAGUAUGAAGGCAAACAAAGAUGAAAACUUUGUCUCUGAUAACAUCCAAGCAAUGGAUAGCCGGUAGCAAGAUAAAUUAUUUUAUAGUGUGAGAGGGUACAAUUAAAUGCAUUGUUUAAUAAUUUUCAGCGUGAUGUCACCAUUUAUGCUAACAGCAGCAUCAAAACAGAAAUUGGUUUUUUAGUCUUAAAAGAAAGUAUUGUAAAUAUUUAAAAAUGUUUUGAAAUCUGGGUGUGACCAACCGAAGUAAACUGCAGAGGCUGGCUUACCCAGACUGGACGAAUCAAGUUUUUGAUACCCUUGAUCAAGCUAACAAAGACCGGGGAGCUCCAUUGAACCAAAUUUGGAUCAGUUUCCAACUCUGUUUUCUAAAAUGAAUGUCACUCAUCCCUGAAUGUUCCUUCCCUGAGUAUAAGUACAAUGGGGUUCCCUGCCAAUGUCAUUAACAAUGACAACAGUAAGCAGAGCUUUUUUGAUGAGUUCACAACAGUGCACUUGGCCAGUGCUGCUCCUCAGGUGUACUUCUCAAUGGAAGUAAAGAUUAUUGUUAGUUGUUUAAAUUUUAUCAAAAAAAUACCCCAAAAUAAGGAUGACUUUUAAUUCUUGAGAAAUUAUUGUGUCCACCAGAUGCCAGACUCUGCAGAAAAGUUAGAGAAUGUUGUCUGUUAUUUGCUAUAAUGUUUCUGCAAAUUAAUUCCUUGGAGUCUCUAAAAGUUGUUUUUUGUUAAUGUUUUUAAGCUUGAAAUGAAACUCUACAACCUA